Morus notabilis is the source of this 964-nucleotide messenger RNA. RefSeq names its product HMG-Y-related protein A. Gene Ontology annotation, biological process: negative regulation of DNA recombination; chromosome condensation; regulation of DNA-templated transcription. Bases 131 to 685 code for a protein of 184 amino acids. The record is from RefSeq and is a predicted model, not a curated record. Gene Ontology annotation, cellular component: nucleolus; chromatin; nucleus. Gene Ontology annotation, molecular function: nucleosomal DNA binding; double-stranded DNA binding. NCBI's taxonomy places the organism in Eukaryota, Viridiplantae, Streptophyta, Magnoliopsida, Rosales, Moraceae. The transcript has 2 exons.
GAAACCCCCAUUUUAAAAACCUCCCCCUUACUUUACCUACUUGUCUGUCUCUGCACCAAAAUUCCCUCUUUCUCUCUCUUAAAGCUUCCACUAACAAACGCUGAUUUUCUCGGGAAACAAACACCAGCGCAUGGCGACCGAGAACUCGAGCAAUCCUCCUCAGCCUCCGUCACCGGCUCAAUCUCUCCCUCAGUACCCAGAGAUGAUAAUGGCGGCGAUCGAGUCUCUGGACGAGGAAGGCGGCUCCAACAAGUCGUCGAUCGCGAAGCACAUCGAGGAGACGUGCGGAAACCUCCCGGCGGCUCACACGACGCUCCUCGCGCACCACCUCAACAGGAUGAGGCAGAGCGGCGAGCUUGUUCUGGUUAAGAACUGCUACAUGAAGCCUGAUCCCAACGCGCCGCCACGGAGGGGACGCGGACGUCCGCCCAAGCCAAAGGCUCCUCUCCCGACGGGAUCCGCCGUGGCUUCGCCGAGGCCACGUGGCAGGCCGCCGAAGCCGCGAGAUCCGUUCUCUCCGCCUCCUUCGCAGAAGAAGAGUCCCGGCAGCGGCCGGCCACGCGGCCGUCCGCCGAAGAAGGCCAAAACAGCUCCUUCGGCGGCGUCGGCUCCGAGCGACGGCGCGCCGAGAGGGAGAGGAAGGCCGCCGAAGGUGAAGCCGGCCGUGGCUUCUGUGGCUUGUUGAGUUAGGUUUUUUAGGGCUGUUUUGUUUAGAGUGACUUUAAUUAAGAGCGAGAGACUGAUUAUGAUUAUGAUCUAUUAGACUUCUUUUUUUAGGCUUAAUUUGGCUAAUUUGUGUUUUAUCCUUAUCCUUAAUCUCAUUUUAAAUUUUUAUUAUUAUUUUUUUUAAUUUGGUCUGUGUAUUAGGUGGUGAAUGUUGUGAGGAUUGUACUGUUGGUGGUGGGAGGGUCUUCUUAUGUGACUGUAAUUGUGAUGUAAAUUGUUUUCAGCGGCUGUUUAGGCU